AUGCAGGCCAUGGACACGGCCACCGCGGAUUUGUACGAGGAGGAUGGCAAGGACCUGGCGGGCUACGACUUCCAGCCGCUCCCCACUCUGCCGGAGGAUGAGGAGAACGUGUCCCUGGCCGACAUCCUGUCGCUGCGGGACAGUGGCCUCAGCGAGCAGGAGGCGUGGGCCGUGUGCCUGGAGUGCAGCCUGUCCAUGAGGAGCGUCGCCCACGCGGCCAUCUUCCAGACCCUGUGCAUCACGCCGGACACUCUGGCGUUCAACACCAGCGGGAACGUGUGCUUCAUGGAGCAGCUCAGCGAUGACCCCGAGGGCGCCUUUGUGCCCCCCGAGUUCGAUGUGACCGGGAACACCUUCGAGGCUCACAUCUACUCUCUGGGGGCCACGCUAAAGGCAGCCCUUGAGUACGUGACUGAGCCCGAGCCGGAGCCCAGGCUGAGCCAAGACCUGGAGGCGCUGCUGAGCCAGAUGCAGGCAGAAGACCCUAGGGACCGGCCUGACCUCGAGAGCAUCAUAGCAUUGUGUGAAGAGAAGAUGCUCUUCACGUCCUCCUGCCGUCUGUGCCGGAGCCUCUCGGCCAUCGGGAGGAGGGUGCUCUCCAUUGAGUCCUUUGGAGCAUUUCAAGAUGUCACCGAGAGCGGCUGGAGCGGGAGACCUACUGCAGGAAGCGCAGGGCCCAGGAAACAGCCGGGGGGCCACGCCGCAGACCCAGAGGGCCUGCCGCAGCACCCUGCCCAUGAAGCCCGUGGCAGCCCGGAGCAGCCUGCUACCCUGUCCUCCAAGCCCCUACUGUCAGCCCCUGUGAGAAAUGGAGAGCGGCUGGCCAGCCUCAUCCUGGACACCCAGCGCCCCCUGGGUGAGCUGGAGAGGAGCCGCCUGAGGAAGGUGCAGACGUUCCCCAGGCUCCUGCCCGACGGCACUGAGGCCGGCACCCUCUGCCUGACGCUGACCCCCACCAAAAACCAGCCACCCAGAUCUGAAGUCUUCCCUCCAGACCCCAGGAAGGCCUUUCUAGAUGGGAAAAAUGGCCUUUCCAGCUACAAGUCACAGCCCAAGUCCAGACUGUGGCCAGAGCGGGAGCCCGAGCUCCAGCAGGGAGGACCUGGAGACACCAGCCGAAGCGGGGACAGGGUAUCUGGGGCACUGGGCUGGAGCCCUGUGGAGGAAAGCGCCCCAUCUCGCUCCGAGGACCCCAGAGAUGCCGGCCCAGAGCCUGGGACUUCCAGUGCUGAUGAGGGGACUCCCGACAGAGCUGGGGAGCCGGCUAGCACAGCAGGAGAGCAGGGCGUCUCCCUGCAGGAGCUCCUGUACCAGCUGGGCCGGCCCUUCAAGGAGUAUGAGCUCUGGGCUCUGUCCCACGCGUGUCUCACUGCUCUGCGCGCUCACAGCGAGCACCCAGCCUACCUGUGCCUGGACUCUGUGCUGGUGGCCGAGGACGGGGCCGUGCUCUUCAGCCCACCCCCUGCCAAUGGCACUUACGACACAUUUUUUCUGGCUCCUGAGGUUGCAGAGCAAGAACUGCUGACUGAGAAGGCCUCCGUGUACUGUGUGGCCGCAGUCCUGUGGACAGCAGCCAAGUUCAGCGUCCCCCGAGACCACAAGCUGGCCCUGCCACGCAGGCUCAAGACCCUCCUCUUGGACAUGGCCAGACGCAGUGCCCAAGAGCGGCCGUGCACAGCUGAGGCCAUCAAGAUAUGCAGCACUUACCUCCUCCAGCGGGGCAUGGACAGCAGAAGGAUCCUGGCUCACCUGAGGGCAUCCACCGGUAAGGUUGACCAGGAGGAAGAGACCAUCGGCCUCCAGAAUGCUCUCUCGGUGGUUGAUCUGAACCCCAGCGCCCCCAGGCCCCAGUUUAUCCCAGGUUUUGUUCGGGUUGGCGGCGACACCAGGCUGGUGGCGGUGCGGGGGCCUGUGCCCUCUCAACCCCCCUGCUGCGGAGGGGCCACGGUGCUGCCAGCCACCUUCACCACCACAGCCACACUCUUCCAGCCCAUCGUGCUGGCCGCAGAUGCAGGUGACGCCAGGUGAGUGCCCGCCCCAGAGCUGGCAGGGUCCCUGAGCCACCCCCGAGCGCUCCCUCCUUCUCUCUGUGCUCUCAGGGACAGGGAGGGCGAUGGGAAGCAGGCUCCCGAGGCCCAUGGAGCCACCACCAGCCAGAAGGUUCCUGACCAACCAGUACCUGCUGCUGGACCACAGGGAGCAGCUGCAGAACCGCUCAGGGAGUCAGUGCCGAGAGACGCAGCCCAGGGGGUCCCCUGCACCCCACCCCCUGGCCCUGGGGGGGCUUCACCAGCAGUGCCCGAGUCUUCUACAGCUGCCCCACUCCUGAAGGCACAGGCACCUCCCGUGGAGCAAGGGCCAGACCAACCAGCCCCACCUAGAACCCCAGUGUCCAGUGCAGCCCACCACGACCCGAGUCACCCAGCCAAGCCACCCAGGACCAAGGCCACCGAGGGCACAGGCUGGAAGCCUCGGGGUCCCUCAUCAGCCCCGUGGGACCCCUCCCUGGCCAAGGCAAGUCCAGACAGCCCCAAAGGCACCUCUGUCCCAGAACAGGAUGGCCUGGCCCCAGACAGUCAUCCCGAGCGGCCCCUGCCAGCAGACCACAAGCUCUGUCUGCCCGGUGUGGACGCCUCAGCCCUCCCGAAGAGGACAGCCUGCCCGUCGCUGCAGGAGGCCAUGCGCCUCAUCCAGGAGGAGUUUGCCUUCGACGGCUACUUGGACAACGGACUGGAGGCUCUGAUCAUGGGGGAAUAUAUUUACGCCUUGAAAGACCUCACCUACGCCACUUUCUGUGGGGCCAUAUCAGAGAAGUUCUGUGACCUCUACUGGGGGGAGAAGUUGCUGCAGAGUCUUUUCAAAGUGGUGAACGGGAGGAUGUCCCCCUCUGAGAAUGCUUCAGAGGAGGCUGGGUCACAGCCCAAGGGCGGCACGGCCAGCACUCCAAGUGGCUGCUCACUGUCCAGCAAAAGGCCAUCACUGCACGGAGCAGGGAAGGAGAAACUGACCACCGCGCGGGUCAGCCGAGCCCCCUGCCCGUCCCCGGCGCUGUCCGAUGUGGACGCGGACGAACUCUCACGGGGUAACUUUGAGGUGGGAUUCCGGCCUCAGAAGUCAGUCAGAGGCGAGCGGGAACAGCAGCAGGAGGCCGGAGAGCACGGGCAGCAGGGAGGGGGCCCGGGGCCCGAGGCGGUGGCCCAGCUGGCCAGGCCCAAGAAGGGGGCCCCGGCUGUGCACUCGGGCCCAGCCGAGCUCCAGAGCUGCAGUCCUGGCUGGUGCAGCGCCUUCUACGAGGCAGACUGCUUCGGUGCCGACGUCUCCAGCUACGUGAAGGAGCUGGUGAGGCAGAGAGCCGGCAGGGCCACAGACACGGACGCCCAGAGCCCGGAGCUAGAGCAGCAGCUCCUGAUCGAGAAGAGGAACUACCGGAAGACGCUGAAGUUCUACCAGAAGCUCCUGCAGAAGGAGAAGCGCAGUAAAGGCUCCGAGGUGAAGACCAUGUUGUCCAAACUGAGAGGGCAGCUGGAAGAAAUGAAGUGCAAAGUGCAGUUCCUGGGACUGGUCAAGAAGUACCUGCAGGUCAUGUACGCAGAGCGGUGGGGCCUGGAGCCCUGCGCCCUGCCCGUGAUUGUGAACAUCUCCGCGGCCCACUGCGACACACUGGAUUUCAGCCCCCUGGAUGAGUCCUCGUCCCUCAUCUUCUACAACGUCAGCAAGCACCCGCGUGGCGGCAAGCAGAGGAAGGCCCGCGUCCUGCAGGCCGGCACGCCUCUGGGGCUCAUGGCAUACCUCUACUCCAGUGACGCCUUCCUGGAGGGGUACGUACAGCAGUUCCUCUACACCUUCCGGUACUUCUGCACGCCCCAGGACUUCCUGCACUUCCUCCUGGACCGCAUCAACAGCACCCUGUCCAGGGCCCACCAGGACCCCACCUCGACCUUCACCAAGAUCUACAAGCGAAGCUUCUGCCUCCUGCAGGCCUGGCUGGAAGAUUGCUAUGCUGUGGACUUCACCCGGAACACCGGGCUCCUGGGCAGGCUUGAGGACUUCAUCUCUUCCAAGAUCCUGCCACUGGACGGCUCCGCGGAGCACCUGCUGGGCCUCCUGGAGGUGGGCACUGACCGGCGGGCCGAGGGCACCUCCCGUGGCACAGACCUGGAGGACCCCAAGGGAGCCGAGGAGGACGGCAGACCCCUCAGUGCCCUCUGUAAGAGGCUCUCAGAAGACGGCGUCUCCCGGAAGAGCUUCCCGUGGAGGCUGUCCCGGGGCAACGGGCUGGCACUGCCACACCACAAGGAGCGCCAGUACACCAUUGCGUCUGCCCUGCCCAAGCCCUGCUUCUUCGAGGACUUCUACGGCCCCUAUGCCAAGGCCAACGAGAAGGGCCCCUACUUCCUGACCGAGUACAGCACCCACCAGCUCUUCAGCCAGCUAACACUUCUGCAACAGGAAUUAUUUCAAAAGUGCCAUCCCGUCCACUUCUUAAACUCACGGGCCCUGGGCGUCAUGGACAAAAGUGUGGCCAUCCCCAAAGCCAGCUCCUCCGAGUCUCUGUCAGCCAAAACCUGCAGCUUAUUUCUGCCCAAUUACGUGCAGGACAAGUACCUAUUACAGCUUUUGAGAAGUGCAGAUGACGUCAGCACCUGGGUGGCAGCUGAAAUUGUGACCAGCCACACCUCCAAGUUGCAGGUGAAUUUGCUGUCCAAAUUUUUGCUGAUUGCAAAAUCUUCCUAUGAGCAGAGGAACUUCGCGACAGCCAUGCAGAUUCUGGGAGGCCUGGAGCACCUGGCCGUGAGGCAGUCCCCUGCCUGGAGAAUUUUACCCGCGAAGAUAGCGGAGGUCAUGGAAGAGCUGAAAGCCGUGGAGGUCUUCCUGAAGAGUGACAGCCUGUGUCUGAUGGAAGGACGGCGCUUCCGGGCCCAGCCCACGCUGCCCUCAGCCCGCCUCCUGGCCAUGCACAUCCAGCAGCUGGAGACAGGCGGCUUCACCAUGACCAAUGGGGCCCACAGGUGGAGCAAGCUCAGAAACAUAGCCAAGGUGGUGAGCCAGGUGCGUGCGUUCCAGGAGAACCCCUACACGUUCGCGCCCGACCCCAAGCUGCAGUCCUACCUCAAGCAAAGAAUCGCACGCUUCAGCGGGGCCGACAUUUCCAUUUUAGCGGCAGACAACAGGGCCUCCUUCCACCAGAUCAGCAGCGAAAAGCACUCCCGGAAGAUCCAGGACAAGUUACGGAGAAUGAAGGCCACGUUUCAGUGACGGGGACAGUGGGUGUGGUGGGGAUUCCAAAGACCCAGGUAGAAAGGAGGCACCGCUUGCUGCCCCGGCCCAGACGGUCCCAGCACACACCUGCCGCUGUAG
Messenger RNA from Callorhinus ursinus (northern fur seal), 5358 nucleotides. Lineage: Eukaryota; Metazoa; Chordata; Mammalia; Carnivora; Otariidae. The record is from RefSeq and is a predicted model, not a curated record.